Messenger RNA from Sceloporus undulatus (fence lizard), 1824 nucleotides. RefSeq lists its product as uncharacterized. The record is from RefSeq and is a predicted model, not a curated record. The coding region runs from base 1 to 1551 and encodes 516 amino acids. Gene Ontology annotation, biological process: immunoglobulin production; immune response. Lineage: Eukaryota; Metazoa; Chordata; Lepidosauria; Squamata; Phrynosomatidae. The transcript is spliced from 9 exons.
AUGGUACAAAUCUUUUUGAUUUGGCUUGCCUUGAGUAUCGUUGAAGAGUCCAGUGGGCAGAUUGCGAUCACUCAGACCCCAACCUCUUUACAGAGAAAUCUUGGGGACAGAGUCACCAUUCAGUGCAAAGCUGCCUCUUCCGUCACUAGCUCCAUGCACUUCUAUCAGUUGACACCAGGACAAAACCCCAAGCUGCUGAUUGCUUAUGCUACCAGGCGUUUUGAAUGGACCCCAGAUCGCUUCAGUGGCAGCGGGAGUGGCACUGAUUUCACUUUCACUAUCAAUGGUGUCCGUCUUGAAGAUGAAGGGGAGUACUUCUGUAGCCAAAGCUAUGGCUCGUCUACACAAUAUCAUCUGUGGAAUAAGGAAAAUAGUUGGAUGAAUAACAUCAACAUGUUUCAGAUAUUUUUGAUCUCGCUUACCAUGGCUAUGUUUGAGGCUUCAAAUGGGCAGAUUGUCAUCACUCAGACACCAGCCUUUAUGCAGGCAAAUUCUGGGGAUAAAUUCACCAUUCGAUGCCAAGCUUCCUCUUCUAUGGGUAGUUAUAUGGCCUUGUAUCAGUUUCUAGCAAACCAAAAACCUAAGCUACUUAUUUAUGAUGUUACUAACCGUUUCGAAGGGACCCCAGAUCGCUUUAGUGGCAGCGGGAGUGGCACUGACUUCACAUUCACAAUCAACGGUGUCCGUCCUGAGGACGAGGCAGUGUACUACUGUGGCCAGCGUCAAAGCUACCCUCUACACAUGCAAUUGUGCAAUCAUGACAAUAUGCUCUUCAUCAAGCUGUCGCUGCCUGGUAAGAUUUUCUGGGAAAAGAGAAAUUAUUGGAUGAACAGUAUUAUCAUCAUGUUACAAAUAUCUUUGAUCUGGCUCACCUUGAGUCUGUUGAAAGAAUCCAGUGGACAAAUUGUCAUCACUCAAACACCAGCCUCUACACAAGUGCAACCUGGAGACAGAGUCGACAUACAGUGCAUAGCUUCCUCUUCCAUGAGCAAUGAUAUGCAGUUAUAUCAGUUUAUCCCAGGUCAAAAACCCAAGCUACUUAUGUAUAAUGGUUCCAGCCGUUUCACAGGAACCCCAGAUCGCUUUAGUGGCAGCUACAGUGGCACCACCUUCACAUUCACUAUCAAUGGUGUCCGUCCUGAGGAUCAAGCAGAGUAUUACUGUGGCCAAGACUACAGCACACCAUACACUUUUGGAGCAGGAACCAAGCUAGAGAUCAAACAGAGAGACGAUGCUGCCCCUGUGGCCUUUAUUUUCCCACCCUCAAAGGAGCAACUUAAAACCAACUCUGCAACAGUGGUCUGUCUCAUUAGUUCCUUCUAUCCAAGUGAACUGAAUGUGAUUUGGAAAGUGGAUGGCAAAGCAGCCACUGGAGAUAUCCAGACCAGUGCAGCAGCAGCGGAUACAGACAAGACCUACAAACUGAGCAGCACCCUGACACUCUCUACAGAAGAGUAUAAUUCCCACGAAUCAUACACUUGCGAAGUGACGCACAAAACAUUGUCCCAGCCUCUUGUGAAGAAUUUCAAACGGUCAGAGUGUCCUUCAUAGGUUUUCUCAUGAGGCAUAAAAUCCUCCACAGUGCAGUCCAAUUUUCAUUUUCACAAUAGAAUCUGUUUAGUUCAUUAAAACAACUCUCAUAGAAUAAAUAGUCUUACUCCCCCAGUAUUAUGCAUGAAAGAAAGAGGUCUUCAAGACCUCACAUUCUGUACUUUCAUUGUAAUACAUGAUUUCUGACAUUGUGUCUUUCUUUUUGCUGCUUUUAUCAAGUUAACCCUGGAAAACUGCACAAAUACAUUAAUAAAGGCAUUUGUUUUAAAAGCA